This is a messenger RNA of Doryrhamphus excisus (bluestripe pipefish), 10941 nucleotides long. The record is from RefSeq and is a predicted model, not a curated record. Lineage: Eukaryota; Metazoa; Chordata; Actinopteri; Syngnathiformes; Syngnathidae.
GCCGUCGCGCUCGUACAUCUCCCCGUCUGCCAGACGCCAUCGACCGCCUCAUUUGCAUACGUAAAUCUAUCGGCCGUGUGACAAUGGCGCCGAUACUGCUGAGUCGGCCCCCCCCCCCCGCGCGCACGCACACGCCACGCUCCUGAUGGAGCCCUCAUCCGGUCUGACAGCCGACAACAACGCUAACUUCUCACGGCUACCACCCUAUGCUACCUCUUAGCUGGCUAAGCUAGUCACUCAUUUGUUUGCUAGCUAACGAGUUUGUUACUCAGCUACAGUCAGCGAGCUAAUAGCUACUUUAGCUAUUUGGUAAGUAAGUUAUUAUUCAUUAGCUAACUAAUGAAUGAUGCGGGAAACAAAUGAGCUAAUGCAGCUAAGUAGCGAGCUAACCCAGUACCAAGCUACCCAAUUAGCUAACAAACUAGCUAACUAACUACUUAACCGAUAUGAAACAAAUUAGCUUGCAAACAUGCUAGUAUUAUUAAAGCUGUUUAACUUAUUGACAAACAAGGUUGCUAACUAGCUAACAAACUAGCCAGUACCUAAAUUGCUAUAGUCAACGAGUUUGGUUUGCUAACUAUUAGUUAGCCAGUUUAUUCAUUAGAAUUUUAUUAACUAGUUUGUUAGCUUGUUUGUAUGCUAGCUACGUUUUUUUAUGUUACAUAGCUAGCUAGUUUGUGAGCUACUUUGAUGGUGAAUUAGUUUGUUAGUUAGAUCAUUUGUUUGCGGGCUAGUUUCAGAUAUUUGGUUAGCUAAUGAAUUUGUCAGCUAACUUGCUAGGUUGCUAGCUUGUUUGUAUGCUAGCUACGUUUUUUCAUGUUACAUAGCUAGCUAGUUGGUGAGCUGCUUUGAUGGUGAAUUAGUUUGCUAGUUAGAUCAUUUGUUUGCGGGCUAGUUUCAGAUCAUUUGUUAGCGAAUUAAUUUGUCAGCUAACUUGCUAGGUUGUUUGGUGGUUCAUUUAAAAGCUAUUUAGCAAGGUAGUUAGCUAUUUUUGCUAAUUUGUUUAUAUAUUAGCUUUGGUCAAUUAGUUUUUUUAUAUGUCAUCCAUUUGUUCAUAAUUUGUUUUGCUAAUUUAUUAGUCAGGUAGCUAGCUAGCCGGUUAGAUAGUAGGUGUAUUAGUUUGCUAGCCAAUUAAUUUUCUCGUUGUUUAGCUUGUAAAACUGUGAAUUAGUCAGCAAAUAAUUUGCUAGUUAGCUAUUUCUCUCGCUUGCUAGCUAGUGUAUAAUUAGCUUUUUAGCUAUAUAGUUAUGGUGGUCCCACAUGGUCCUAGGAUGUACUAUAAUGGAGACGCUGGAGAGGAGGGACACCCGCGGUCAUGAUGUGCUAGCAUGCUAAUGCUAAUGUUCGCUACUUGUCGCGACCCGUUCUCUGUUUGCGGUGGGGGUGUUCGGGGUCCGCAGGAGAAGGUUCUGGCGGGAGCAGAAGGAGACCAAGGGCCUGGGCGGGCGUCCUGCAGGUGUCUUCCUGUCCCGUCCAAAGAUGAAAGCGUGACAGGAAGCUGUCGUCAGGAAUUUUGGCGAGGCGAUGAGGAAAAGUAGAUUUAGUGCAGAAGGAGCGGAGGAGGCGCCGAUCCGUUUAUUGACGAGCCUUCAGCGCCGCUCAUCACCUCAAGUGGUCCGGACCCCGACGCAAACCGUCUCUGAUGUUUGGUGACACCUUCAAAGCGGGGCGGCCGCCCGGCCUUCAUCACGCCGCUGAGGAAGAGGAGGAGCGCUAACCUUUUCCUUCAUGACUUCAAUCAAAAUGUAAAUGGCCGCCGCCAUCGAUUGGACCGCUCGCCGCCUUCUAGCGCCGCGUACGCCGCUUCUGCGCUUCUUGACAGGAGCAGGGUGCCGGAGGAGAAGCAGAGCAUGAUGGAACGGAGUUCUUUAAAGAAGACCAAGUGGAGACCUACAGGAGGACCGUAGACCGUACCAUGUGAUCCAUCCACCCUCCUCCGCUUGCCCCCAGCUGCUUCGUCCUGCUCCUCCUGGUGGAUCCUGGGUCUUCACCGAGGCCUCCUACCGGUUUAGACGUGCCCUGAACACCUCCUCAUCCGGACCAGGUGCUCCAGCCAUCCUAUGUGGGAUUCAGGCUUUUCCUGAAUCCAUGACCAGGACGGAAACCCAGUCAUGCAUUCAGGUUUUUCCUGAAUCUAUGACCAGGAUGGAAACCUAUCAGCUAUCAGCUAUUGAUGCUAAUGAUGCUAUCAGCUAGUGAUGCUAAUGAUGCUAUCAUCGAGAGAUGCUAAUGGUGCUAUCAGCCAGUGAUGCUAAUGCUAAUGAUGCUAUCAGCUAGUGAUGCUAAUGAAUCGGAAACCUGAAUCCAUGACCAGGUUUCCGUCCUGGUCAUGGAUUCAGGCUUUUCCUGAAUCCUUGACCAGGAUGGAAACCCAGUCAUGGAUUUAGGCUUUUCCUGAAUCCAUGAUCAGGACAGAAACCCUGUCAUGGAUUCAGACUCUUUCUGAAUCCAUGACCAGGAAGGAAACCCGGUCAUGGAUUCAGGUUUUUUCCUGAAUCUAUGACCAGGAUGGAAACCUGAAUCGGAAACCUGAAUCCAUGACCUGAAUCCAUGACCGUCCUGCUCAUGGAUUCAGGCUUUUCCUGAAUCCUUGACCAGGAUGGAAACCCAGUCAUGGAUUUAGGCUUUUCCUGAAUCCAUGACCAGGACGGAAACCCUGUCAUGGAUUCAGACUCUUUCUGAAUCCAUGACCAGGAAGGAAACCCGGUCAUGGAUUCAGGCUUUUCCUGAAUCCAUGACCAGGAUGGAAACCUGAAUCGGAAACCUGAAUCCAUGACCAGGUUUCUGUCCUGGUCAUGGAUUCAGGCUUGUCCUGAAUCUGAGACUCAACGACCCGGCGUGGCCUCCUCUCCAGGACCGGUCCACAGACCUUAGCAGGAAGACUAGGUAGUGCUGGAACGGACCAUCCAGUCCCCAGGCACCGCCUCCUCAUUGGAAGACGCUUAUUCUUUGGCUUUUAUGUGACUUUUGGGGUUUUAAGUCUGCGAUCAACAGGACCAAGCAGCCCCCCCCCCGUCAGUCCUCCAGCCUGCGGGGGCCAAAGACGCGUCAGCGUUGAAAAUCAGGACUAUUUUCUUAAUUUGUCUCGGUGUUGACAUUUGAGCGCUGAUGUAUUUUGUUGUUUUCCUCCUGAGGUUUGAUGCCGUGCUGACCUUUGUGUUUGGAGAUGUUUUCCUCCGUGGCGCCGUGUUGGCCGCCCUCAAAACAAAUCACCGCUCUUCUUCUCAUUAGCGCCUUAGCGUGUCAGAGCUGUCAGGCGCCGCUCGUACGCCCGCGUUGCCUCACCUUUACGCCGCCAUCAUUAGCGCGUUAGCGGGCUUAGCGCGCACACCUCGCAGCUAGGAGGCCCGGGUUCGAUUCCACCCUCGGCCAUCUCUGUGUGGAGUUUGCAUGUUCUCCCCGUGCAUGCGUGGCUUUUCUCCGGGUACUCCGGUUUCCUCCCACAUUCCAAAAACAUGCUAGGUUAAUUAGCCACUCCAAAUUGUCCAUAGGUAUGAAUGUGAGUGUGAAUGGUUGUUUGUCUAUAUGUGCCCUGGGAUUGGCUGGCCACCAGUCCAGGGUGUACCCCGCCUCUUGGACCUAGACAGCUGGGAUAGGCUGGUUUGAUGAAAAAAAAUUUUUUUUCCGAUAUCGAUAUGUGUAAGAUGAUCGGCUUUCAUUCUCAGUGGGAAAAAAAAAAUUCCAUACCGACCGAUAUUUAUCCUACAUCCCAAGAAUAUAUUUAUUUUUCUUUAUUUUUUUCAUAUUCCAAAUCUGCUACAAAUGAUAUUUAGAUUAUUGUAGUAAAUGUUCUGGCGAUACGACAACUUUAUUCCCGCAACAAUCCUGCAACCUAAUUUUACACAAAUGCUAACUUAGUUUUGACUGUCGUAAUACUGCGUCCUUAACAAAAUGCUUUAAAAAAAUUUCUCCCAAUACUGCAAAAACAAAUGAAGUGAAAAUAUUUCGAGAAAAAAAGGCAUUUUAGGAGCAUAAACUCCAAAUAAUAUGAGCAAAAAAAGAUGACAUUUUAUAAGAACUAAGUAAAAGUAGCCAGAGAAAAAAAUCGGAAUAUUAAAAGGAAAAAAAAUACAUUUUAGGUCCGCGCCCAAACUCCAAAUAAUACGAGCAAAAAAAGAUGACAUUUUAUAAGAACUAAGUAAAAGUAGACAGAAAAAAAGUCAAAAUCUAAAAAAAAAAAAAAAAAGGAAAUUUUAAGAAAAUUAAGUGAAAAUAUUUAGAGGGACAAAAUACUUAAAAAAAAUUCUCCCAAUACUGCAAAAACAAAUGAAGUGAAAAUAUUUUGAGAAAAAAAGGCAUUUUUUUGGAGCAUAAAGUCCAAAUAAUACAAGCAAAAAAAUGACAUUUUAUAAGAACUAAGUAAAAGUAGCCAGAGAAAAAAAUCGGAAUAUUAAAAGGAAAAAAAAUACAUUUUAGGUCCGCGCAUAAACUCCAAAUAAUACGAGCAAAAAAAAUGACAUUUUAUAAGAACUAAGUAAAAGUAGACAGAAAAAAAGUCAGAAUAUUAAAAGAAAAUGGAAAUUUUAAGAAAAUUAAGUGAAAAUAUUUAGAGGGACAAAAUACUUAAAAAGAAAAAUUCUCCCAAUACUGCGAAAACAAAUGAAGUGAAAAUAUUUUGAGAAAAAAAAGGCAUUUUUUUUUAGCAUAAACUCCAAAUAAUACGAGCAAAAAAAGAUGACAUUUUAUAAGAACUAAGUAAAAGUAGACAGAGAAAAAAAUCGGAAUAUUAAAAGGAAAAAAAAUACAUUUUAGGUCCGCGCAUAAACUCCAAAUAGUCCGAGCAAAAAAGAAGUAAGUAUAGAACUAUAGAAAGUAUAGAACUAAGUAUACUUUGCCAGAAGAAAAGUCAGAAUAUGCAAAGAAAAAAAAAAAGGAAAUGUUAUGAAAAUGAAGAUAAAAUACUUGGGACUGGCGAGUGUUUUUGUAGAAGGUAGAAGAUAGAAAUGAGAGCAAGAGGACGUUUGUUUGGCACCAACGUUUAUGGCGGACAACAAAAAGUGUCUUUCACAGUUUAAGGUGGUUGCAUAAGAUGAAGCAGCAGAUGAGACGCAUGUAAACAGGAAGUGGAGAUAUGACUAAAAGCUGUUUUGAUCAUCCAUGAGAUGUAUCGGGAUGCAUAGUGAAAACGUGCGGCGCCGCCACCGCCGCCGCCGCCGGAGGAGGAGGAGCUACCAGCCGUCCACCUCCACGCCGAAAGGCUCUUUCACGCCGAUGCGGCCGCUGUUCACCACCACGCACUCGGCGUACGGCAGGUUCCUCUCGUCCGUGUCCUGCAGCUCGAUGGUGUGAACGACAGACUGGCGGAGAACACAGUUGGGUUAUUUUCAUGACGCGCCAACGUGUGCACGUGUGAACGCACCAUCCCGUCCAGGACUUUGCCAAACACCACAUGUUUGUUAUCCAGCCACGGGGCUUUGGUGGCCAGGAUGAAGAACUGGGAGCCGUUUGUGUCUGGACCCGCGUUGGCCAUGCUCACCUGGCGCACACACACGUUAGCACGUUUAGCUUAGUGUCAGUCCAACUCAUUUAUCAAGUCCAUUUAGGAGGCUAAAGGAAAAUACAGACGGCCUUUUUAGGAGAAUCAAUUCCAAAUAUUCUUGGAAAAAAUGAAGAAAUCUUACCCGAAUUAAGUGAAAAUAUUUAGAGGGAAAAUUAAGAGAAAAUAUUUAGAGAAAAAAAAAGACAUUUUAGGACCACAAACUCCAAAUAAUACGAGCAAAAAAAAUAGACAUUUUACAAGAACUAAGUAAAAGUAGCCAGAGAAAAAGUCAGAAUAUUAAAAGAAAAAAAAGGAAAUUUAAAGAAAAUUCAGUGAAAAUAUUUAGAGAAAAAAAAAUACAUUUUAGGAGCAUAAACUUCAAAUAAUACGGGCAAAAAAGAUGACAUUUUACAAGAAUUAAGUAAAAGUAGUCAGAGAAAAAGUCAGAAUAUUAAAAGGGAAAAAAAAGAAAAAGUCAGAAUAUUAAAAGGAAAAAAAAGGAAAUUUUAGGAAAAUUAAGUGAAAAUAUUUAGAGAAAAAAAAAUACAUUUUAGGAACAUAAACUCCAAAUAAUACGAGCAAAAAAUUUGACAUUUUACAAGAACUAAGUAAAAGUAGCCAGAGAAAAAGUCAGAAUAUUAAAAGGGAAAAAAAAGAAAAAGUCAGAAUAUUAAAAGGGGGAAAAAAAGGAAAUUUUAGGAAAAUUAAGUGAAAAUAUUUAGAGAAAAAAAUGACAUUUUAGGAACAUAAACUCCAAAUAAUACGAGCAAAAAAUUUGACAUUUUACAAGAACUAAGUAAAAGUAGCCAGAGAAAAAGUCGGAAUAUUAAAAGGGAAAAAAAAGAAAUUCUAGGAAAAUUAAGUGAAAAUAUAACAAAAUAAUUCAAAAAAAAUAAGACAAUAAAGUUAAAAUAUGAGAAAAACGUGACAAUUUUUUUAACUAAACGAAUAAAAUAAAAAUAUGGUACUUUGUAAAAGUUGUAAUACUGAAAACUGAUGUAUUCUAUUAUGAGGAAAGAUGAUUUUAGGAAAUAAAGGUGAAAUAUCCCAGAAAAAAAUGGCCAUAUUUUCGUAAAAUGAAAGUUCUAAUACUGCGGGAAUAAAGUGGAAAGGUGAUGACCAUCCAAUUGGGGUAGAAAUGGGAGUAAUGGGGUAUUUAUAGAAAUGGGAGUAACUGGGUAUUUAAGGAGUACCACUGAUGUGACCGAUGGCGUCCUACCCACCCAGCCGGCCGAGCUGUGCUUCAGUUUGAAGUUCUCGUCAGCAAAGGUGGUCCCGUAGAUGCUGUGCCCUGAAAGCCACAAGAGCCACGCGGUCACACCUUAGCAUCUACGCUAACACGCUUGCAGCAAAAACACGCCACCGCAGGCCCGACCUCCGGUCCCGUCUCCGGCGGUGAAGUCCCCUCCUUGGAUCAUGAAGUCCUUGAUGACUCGAUGGAACUUGGUGCCUUUGUAGCCGUAACCUUUCUGUGAACAAACAGAGAAUCACAUUUGUUUUCUUUUUUCAUUCAUUCAUUCAUUCAUUCAUUCAUUCACGCACCUCUCCCGUUGCCAGGGCAACAAAGUUACUGACAGUCAGAGGCACCACGUCUCCAAACAGGCCGAUGACGAUACGGCCCACCUCGUGACCUGCCACUGUGAUGUCAAAGAACACCUGGAGACACAAACGAUCACAGGUAUGUUUUUUUUUUUUAAUUGUGAGUAUUAUUAUUAUUGCACCACACCUAGUACAGUCUAAUUAACAAAUUGGAGCGUUGCUAUGCAGGUCACGUGACAACCAUUCCCACAGUAGCUAACAAACUAGGUAAGAGAAUUAGCUAAUGGCAACAUUGUUAUUGUUAUUAUAUGCGUCACACUAGCCUACUACCUAAUUAUUUGGUACAUUAGGUUUAUUAGGUCCUAAUAAAGGAAGUAAGCUAGCGAGCAGUGACGUUUUUAUUGCUGUUGUCACACUGACGUAGAGUAAUAAACAACAUAAACAAGCUAGCCGCGACUACCUGUUCCUUCUCGCGAUAACACCGCAGAGCGUAGCUAUGCAGGUCACGUGACAGCGACGGCGGGACGCCUUCGGGCGGUUCAAUCAUUCGUACAGUAGCUAACAAGGUAAGAGAGCUAGCGGCAACGUUCUUAUUGUUAUUAUAUGCGUCACGCUGACGUACAGGACCUAAUAAACGAGGCAAGCUAGCGAGCGGUGACGUUUUUAUUGCGGUUGUCACACUGACGUAGAGUAAUAAACAAGCUAGCACGUAGCGUAACAAACAACAUAAGCAAGCUAGCGGCGACGACCUGUUCCUUCUCGCGAUAACAACGCAGAGCGUUGCUAUGCAGGUCACAUGACAGGACAGGACGCCUUCAGGCGGGUUCAAUCAUUCCACACCUGAAUCGCCGGCGCCCGUACCGCCAGCACGCCAGCACGCCUACCUUCUCCGUGACCUUGGGCCCGGUCCGCGAAGGCGACGCCGAAUGCGGGGAGGCGGCACCGAGCAGCAGGAGAGCGGCAAACAUCGAGCGGACCGCCAUCUGGUUACCCGCAAGUAGCUGGCCGCUAGCGGCUCUCAGCUGGAAAGAUGUCGGGGAAUCAGAGCUUCAAAGCCGGACACGUCACACGCCACCCCUCCCUGCCUGAAACGCGGCAGCCCCGCCCACCUUUGGAAGCCAGGCGGGAGAGGAAGGCGACAAGGAAGAGAAACAAGGCAGAGUUUGUCAGCUGAUCCACUUCCGUAACUGCAAUGCGAGGAGCAGAGACAACAGCGCCCUCUGCCUGCUGGGAGGACAACAACACGACGGCGUGUCGGCGGCCAUGUUGAAGCCGGGCGAGCCGAGCGCGUCGGCCUUCCUCAAAGUGGACGCGUCGUACUUGCAUCACUGGCAGCAGCUCUUCCCUCACACGCCGCUCAAGCCUCCCCUGCCGCCGCCGCCGCCGCAGGACGCCCUGCGCUCGUCCCGCCUGCACGGACACCUCCUGGCCUCCUCGCACUGCACCUCCUCCUCCUCCUCGGGGGCUGCCGCCCUCACACCCACCUCCUCUUCUGGGCUCGCCCAGCUUCCCGUAACCCAGCAGGCGGCGCUCUAUGGGCAGGCCCUGGCGCCCGGUGGGGAUCUCCUGGUGGUGGCGGGUCCCGUCGCAGAGACCCCGGCGCCCCAGGGCAAGGAGCAGAGCUGCGGGGGGGUGGGGGUGGUGUCGUCCAGCGUGAAGAGCGGCGGCGGCGGCGGUGGUGACGACGAAGGCGGGAAAACGGCGGCGGGGAGGAUGAAGCUGAGCGCCGAGGAGCUGGACUACUUCCUGUACGGACAACAGAGGAUGGAGAUCAUUCCCGUCAGCAACCACAACGGCGAGGCCAACAACCGAUGUGACAUGUGUGCCGACAACCGCAAUGGCGAGUGUCCCAUGCACGGCCCGCUGCACUCCCUGAGGAGGCUGGUGGGGACCAGCAGCGCCGCCGCGCCCGUCGCCCUGCCCGACGUUCCCGAUUGGCUGAGAGAUCUGCCCAGGGAGGUGUGUCUGUGCACCAGCACCGUCCCCGGCCUCGGCUACGGCAUCUGCGCUGCCCAGAGGAUUCCUCAGGGAACCUGGAUCGGCCCCUUCCAGGGCGCCCCCCUCAUGCUGGACAAAGUCCACUUUGGAGCCUCCAAGAACACACGACACCUGUGGGAGAUUUACGACUCCGAGGGAACCCUGUUACACUUCCUGGACGGCAACGACCCGUCCAAGUCCGGCUGGAUGCGAUACAUCCGCUGUGCACGCCACUGUGCCGAGCAGAACAUGAUGGUGGUGCAGUACAGGGCCAGCAUCUUCUACCGGGCGUGCAUGGACAUCCCACGAGGAAGCGAGCUGCUGGUGUGGUACAACGACUCCUACACGUCCUUCUUUGGGAUCCCCCUGCAGUGCGUGGCUCAAGAUGAAAACCUGAACGUUCCCGCCUCGGUGGUGGAGGCCAUGACCCGGCAGGAGAACUUCCCGGCCUUCAACAAGAACGGCAAGCCCUCGCCCUCUGCAGUCCUGCGCUCCACCGUCUUCCCGCAGUCUCCCUGCACCAGAACCUUCUCCCUGCUGGACAAGACCGGAUCCGCCUUCCACUCGGAUUCCUCCUUCGGCCAGCUGGGCUCCAAGAACCAGCGAGUCCUGGCCAGCCCCACGUCCACCAGCCAGCUCAGCACGGAGUUCAGCGACUGGCACCUUUGGAAGUGUGGCCAGUGCUUUAAGACCUUCACCCAGAGGAUCCUCCUCCAGAUGCACGUCUGCCCUCAGAACCCCGACAGGCCCUACCAGUGUGGACAUUGUUCCUUGUCCUUCUCCCAGCCGUCAGAGUUGAGGAACCACGUGGUGACACAUUCCAGCGACCGCCCCUUUAAGUGCGGCUACUGCGGCCGCGCCUUCGCCGGCGCCACCACGCUAAACAACCACAUUCGCACCCACACCGGAGAAAAACCCUUCAAGUGUGAGCGUUGCGACCGCAGCUUCACGCAGGCCACGCAGCUGAGUCGCCACCAGCGGCUUCCUAACGAGUGCAAGCCAGCCAGUGAAGGCGGCGAGUCCAUCGAGGUGGACUAGAAGAGACCGGAAUCCACUCGCCCACCACGAGGACUCUUCCGUACACGUCCAACUCCAGGAGGCCGAAGAUGGCGGCUUCCUCUUCCUUUCUUCUCCCCACCGCCAUGGCGGUUCGUCCAUGGGCCGACCGCUUCCCGACAAAAGGACCAAAGUUCUGCCACGGAGAAGCAAACCUUUCCGCUUUCCCGGCAUCAACCAAAGUAGCGGCGUGGAGAUGACUCAACUUUCCUGGCGCAGCAGCUUUCAUCAGAGUGGAGUCUCCUCUCAACAAACCAAAGAUUGUUCCACGUGCAGCAAACCUUUGUACGCUGUAGCCUGAACCUCCAAAGAAAACUUUAACAAUACCAAAAAAAACACACCAAAGGAGGCGGAGACCAAAGCGAGCACGCCCAUGCAGGGGGCGGGGCUUGAUUGAGCAAGGGAAUAUUUAUGUUGUUAAGAGCACUUUGACAAGUUAUUUAACGUUUAGCUUCACGUCCACCACCAAAGGCGCACCUCAUACACCAAAGUUGACAUUUUGUGCCUGACCAAAAAAAAGCUUUAAUGACGCUAAAGAAAAACAUUUAGCUUAAAAGUCAUCUUAAAAUGUUGUCCUUCACAAACUUUUUACCCAGGGCAACACUUCCGGGUUCAAGCGACUAGUCACGUGACGAGCGAGCAGGAAGUGGCCGCUGAGUAGCAAACUAAGUGUCCAUGCUCACGUUUGCAUGAGUGGAAAAAUAAAAAGUCAGGUCCUGGUUGAAAACAAAGUCUUCUAGUUGACUCGAAACAUUUUUAUUCCAUCUACAUUUACACAGACUCACGGCAGGCUGUGGCGCCGCCCAGUGGCCGACUCCUGUAUAGCAUCAACAUAAAUAAAGAUAAAGACUUUACAUUUCAGGAAAUAUGUUGUAAAACUACACAAACGC